AUGUCGAUGUUCGCAAUGGGCUGUCCUGAUGUGAUUCAAAUUAUUCAGUUAUGCGGUGGGAAGUCAACAGAGGGGAGCUCGUACCAUGAGCUAAUUAGAGGGUACUCAAUUGCAUGUAUUGAUGUUUUAGUCUCUAGGCUUCUAGUAGACAUUUGCAGGCAUAGUUUUAGCAGAGAUUAG
This is a messenger RNA of Nakaseomyces glabratus, 180 nucleotides long. RefSeq lists its product as uncharacterized. NCBI's taxonomy places the organism in Eukaryota, Fungi, Ascomycota, Saccharomycetes, Saccharomycetales, Saccharomycetaceae. The record is from RefSeq and is a predicted model, not a curated record.